CUCUAGCCAAAUCAUCCAAUCAUGUCUCGAGAAGCUUACCAAGUACCCAACCUCGGCGCCCAGAACGCUUUCGGCGACGGCAUGGGCGCUGGCUCGAUGGAAAGCCCUGCCGUGUCAUACCUUUGUGGCGAGUGCAAUUCUCGCGUGUCGCUGAAGCGAGGAGACCAGAUCCGAUGCAAGGAGUGUGGGCAUCGUGUUCUGUACAAGGAACGUACGAAGAGAAUGGUCCAGUUCGAAGCCCGAUAAAUACAACAUGAAAUAUGAUAUGGAGAGACAUGUUUCAUAUCUAAAGGCUUGAUGUGGUUGCGUUUGCUGCUUAUCACUCAUCGACAUUUAGAUAUCUUUACACUUAGCGAGAAUUCUUAUGGUUGUGAUGACGUUUCAAUAAACAAUGGCGCUUUGGGAGUCUAUUCAGGAUUUCGAAAGAGCAAGGUUAAAAUGGUUGAGGAGAGAAUUUGCAGAGAGUCUA
Penicilliopsis zonata CBS 506.65 is the source of this 469-nucleotide messenger RNA. RefSeq lists its product as hypothetical. Gene Ontology annotation, molecular function: zinc ion binding; DNA-directed RNA polymerase activity; DNA binding. Bases 22 to 246 code for a protein of 74 amino acids. Gene Ontology annotation, biological process: DNA-templated transcription. Gene Ontology annotation, cellular component: RNA polymerase III complex; RNA polymerase I complex; RNA polymerase II, core complex. The record is from RefSeq and is a predicted model, not a curated record. NCBI's taxonomy places the organism in Eukaryota, Fungi, Ascomycota, Eurotiomycetes, Eurotiales, Aspergillaceae. The transcript has 2 exons.